CCAGAGCGCGCAGUUCUAUUUUUAAUCUCUCGGGGAAACCAACAAAAAAAGAGGGUAUAUCUAAUCUGGGGUCUAGAACAUGACUCUUCUCACCAUGUGGGCCUUCCAAGGCCUCAUGGGAGUAAGUCUUCUUAUCACAGCCACGAAUGGUGCGACUCAGACUAUAAGUGGAAGCGGCCCACCCGUGAUCUCUUUGGCAGAUAUACAGAAGGCCGGAGGAAAUGAUGUUAAAACAUGUCCGAGUGGAUUUACAAAAACAGUUGGGACGAGUUGCGAAGUUACUGACGUGGGUAAAUUCAAUUCAUGGGCUCAAGGAAAAAACAUAGGCAUUAAGUUAGAAGCAAGUACAAGUUCAUUUCAAGGUAGCAGCAGUUCGACAUCGCAGCAAAUGAAACAGCCUGCCGAAUGUGGGUCUGAGACGUUACUACCAACCUCAUACUUCAUAUGA
This is a messenger RNA of Lineus longissimus, 448 nucleotides long. RefSeq lists its product as uncharacterized. NCBI's taxonomy places the organism in Eukaryota, Metazoa, Nemertea, Pilidiophora, Heteronemertea, Lineidae. The transcript is spliced from 7 exons. The record is from RefSeq and is a predicted model, not a curated record. Bases 80 to 448 code for a protein of 122 amino acids.